Molecule: messenger RNA, 2182 nt
Organism: Gasterosteus aculeatus aculeatus (three-spined stickleback)
Lineage: Eukaryota; Metazoa; Chordata; Actinopteri; Perciformes; Gasterosteidae
Gene: tdo2a
Product: tryptophan 2,3-dioxygenase a
Molecular function (GO): metal ion binding; L-tryptophan 2,3-dioxygenase activity; heme binding
Source: RefSeq, a predicted model, not a curated record
CGUGUUGAAGACAGUUUCAGUAAAUAAUAUUCAAGGGAGAAGAACGCAUCUUCUGCUGCACCUGAUUCCUACAAGUCAUGAGUGGAUGUCCGUACUUUGAGAAGAGGCAUUUGUUAUUCAAAAACAAGCCUCCCAAAACCGAGGACGAGGACGAUGCCUCCCAGGCAGGAGUUAACAAGGCCAGCAAAGGAGGGAUCAUUUAUGGAGACUAUCUGCAGCUGGACAAAGUCCUCUCCGCUCAGGUGCUGCAGAGUGAGUUAAAGGGUAAUAAGAUCCACGAUGAGCACCUGUUCAUCGUCACCCAUCAAGCGUAUGAACUGUGGUUCAAACAGAUUUUGUUUGAACUCGAUUCAGUGAGAAACAUCUUCAUCAGUGGACAUGUCCGAGACGAACGCAAUAUGCUGAAGGUCAACAACCGCAUCCUCCGGAUCGUGAGGAUAUUCAGACUGCUGGUGGAACAGUUCACGGUUUUGGAGACUAUGACGGCCUUGGACUUUUUUGACUUUAGAGAAUACUUGGCUCCAGCCUCUGGAUUCCAAAGCCUUCAAUUUCGGAUUUUGGAGAACAAAAUCGGGGUCCCGGACAACCUGAGGGUUCCGUACAACCGCCGCCAUUACAGGGACAACUUCAAGGGUCAGGAGAGCGAGAUGCUGCUCGCCACCGAACAGGAGCCGACGCUCCUGAAGCUGGUGGAGGCCUGGCUGGAGAGAACGCCUGGCUUGGAGGCGGAUGGAUUCAAUUUCUGGGAAAGGCUGGAAAUCAAUAUAUUCAAAGGGCUGAACCAGGAGAAGGAGAAAAUCGAGAAAAUGGCAGACUGUGAGGAGAAGGAAGAGCUGAUGGCCGAGCUGCUCAAACAGAAAGAGCUCUUCACUUCUCUGUUUGAUGAAAAGCGCCACGACCACCUGCACAGCAAAGGUGAGCGGCGGCUCUCUUACAAGGCUCUCCAAGGCGCCCUGAUGAUCUACUUCUACAGGGAGGAGCCGAGGUUCCAGGUUCCUUUCCAGCUGCUCACAUCCCUCAUGGAUAUCGACACCCUGAUGACAAAAUGGCGAUACAAUCACGUAUGCAUGGUGCAUCGUAUGAUUGGCAGCAAGGCCGGCACAGGAGGCUCGUCCGGGUACCACUACCUGAGAUCCACCGUCAGUGACCGCUACAAAGUGUUUGUGGAUCUGUUCAAUCUGGCGACCUUCCUGGUGCCUCGUCACUGGGUCCCCAAGCUCAACCCCAACAUCCACAAGUUCCUCUACAUGGCCGAAUGCUGCGACAGCUCCUACUUCAGCAGCGAAGACUCCGACUAGCGGGCCGCUGUCGGGCGUCUCUGUGGCCUUCCAGGUCUUCAAAGGCAGUAGAUGGUUCACGCCGCGGAGAAGAGUCAGGGGCAGUGUGGAGAUGAGCGCGUGAAUCAUCUCGUAGUGAGGAGGGGUUCCAGUUGAGGAAGACGAUGUUGUCAUGACAGAACACCAAGAAGAGCAUCAAUGAUGCAGCAAUUUAGUUUUGGGAUCGUGACCUCCACGUACCUAAAAGACAUGAAAGUAUUGUUGACAUUAAGGUUGAGCGAGGUCAACAAUUGAUCUUUUUCGUCUCUUUGUCGUGGCUAAAUGGGCGAUUUUACUCUAUUCUCUGAUCUCGCCCAGCGACGAGUUAAGCAGAUGGCUCCUUGAUCAAACUUGCUCAGAUGUUUUCUCAACACAAUUAUGUAAAGUAGCUGCGACUGACCUGAAAGCUAAUGGAUCAGUGAGAGGGGAUCAAACCGGCGGGUUUUAACAAACACAUUAUCUUUCAUGUCAGCGCGGACUCGGUGUCAAGAGACACUGUUGAUACCACAAUAAACCUCUGUAUUAGAAAUCAAUGCCAAUAUCUAAAAUAGAACAAUUUAGUAGCUUCUAAAUGUAAAACAGAAACUAUAUCAUUUGUACAUAAUGUUAAUAAUGUGUUUUGUAUAGAAUGCUAUAUUGUAUUCCAUUGAUUGUGAUGUUUAUUUAUGCAGUGAUGAUCUCACUGCAAUCUGGAUACAUUUAUUAGACAUAUCAACCAGAACGUGUAUCUAAUCUUUUUUGUACAUGCAUUUGUCUUAUUCAUAUUUCUCUGCCGUGUUUAUUAGCAUAUAUUAUACAUAAGUCAUUUAUUUUGUUUAAGUCAUCGAACAUUGUGGACGUUUCAAUAAAGACAUUAUUUAAAGUGA